GAAAAGUGGAACAUGGAGAAAAUGCAUAUCGAGUACCUCCCCUUAACUACUACCACCUCUUCAACAUGACCUAUACAGUUUUGUCCCCAAAAAACAAGAAUUAUUCACACGUUUGAACUCAUAUUUCCUCCCUUUACAUAGUCAUCUUUUGCUUACUUUCUCAAUUUGUCAAAUCAAGAAUAACAUUCAGAAAAAUAUGAGAACUUAUUCACAUCUCUUGAUCUUCCUAUGUUUCGCCUUUUAUCUAUCUUUUUCAAAUGGAACUCAACUAAUUAUAGUGAACAAUUGCAAAGAAAGCAUAUGGCCUGGAAUUCUUGCAACAGCAGGGCACGAGACGCCGAUCAACGGCGGAUUCCAUCUCAAUAUUGGCCAACAAGUAACGCUUGAUGUUCCUGAGCUAUGGUCAGGAAGAAUAUGGGGUAGACAAGGUUGUUGUUUCGACGAAAAUGGUAAAGGAUCGUGUCAAACAGGGGAUUGUUCCGGCCUUCUGAAUUGUUCAGGGGCCGGAGGAAUUCCCCCUGCAACGCUCGUUGAAAUGACAUUAGGAACCCCAACUAAUUCAAGACAUUAUUAUGAUGUUAGUUUAGUUGAUGGAUUUAAUAUUCCUGUUUCUAUGAUUCCGAUUGGUGGUAGUGCUGGUUGUGGUGUUGCUGCUUGUGAAACUGAUCUGAAUCAAUGUUGUCCUGAAUAUUUAGCGGUAAAGAGCAAAGGUAAAGCUGUUGGAUGUAAAAGUGCUUGUCUUGCUACGAACUCUCCAAAAUACUGCUGCACUGGAAAAUAUGCUAAUAGAAAUACAUGCAAACCAACCGCGUUUUCGCGGCUUUUUAAAACUAUAUGCCCUAGGGCAUAUAGCUAUGCUUUUGAUGAAUCUACUGGACUUAAGAAUUGUAAAGCGCCGCGGUAUCUCAUUACCUUUUGUCCUCCCAAUUAAUGGAUCGAGCAUCUCUAUAGUCGCGGUAUAGUGUACUUAAGAAAAUAGACCUUGGGCCUAACGUGUACGUUCAAGUGUUUGUUCAGUGUUAAUUCACUGUAUGUAAUUUCUUAUCUUUUUCUUAUUAGUCUGUGUAUUCUGUGUUUUAUCAGCAAAUAAUUCUAUAUGAAUUAGUAUUUACACGGCUUUAGUA
Nicotiana attenuata is the source of this 1124-nucleotide messenger RNA. RefSeq names its product thaumatin-like protein. The transcript is spliced from 2 exons. The record is from RefSeq and is a predicted model, not a curated record. Lineage: Eukaryota; Viridiplantae; Streptophyta; Magnoliopsida; Solanales; Solanaceae. The coding region runs from base 197 to 931 and encodes 244 amino acids. Gene Ontology annotation, cellular component: extracellular region. Gene Ontology annotation, biological process: defense response.